AUGAAUAGUCCACUCAACAUGGUCAAUUCAAGUUUUACUCUGGAAUUAUGGAUAAAUAUAAAGUCAUAUACAUCAUCCUGGUGGCUCGGAAUUAUGGGACAAUGCUGGAGUCAAGUAGACAAUCAAUGUCUUCACAUCGCAACUCGUAACAAGGCGCCUUAUUUCGGGUUUUUUAACAACAAUUGUAGUGGUACUACACAAUUAAAAGUGGCAACUUGGUAUCAUUUAUCGUUUGUAUAUGAUGCUGUGAAUAAUCAACAGUUGAUUUAUUUGAAUGGUGUACUAGAAUGUAUGAGAAGUUCAGUUGAUCCUUUACUGAUAACUGCGCCUAUUCUACCGGUUACACUUGGUAUGAUUACGUUAAAUGCAAAUUUUUACUUCAAUGGGAUGUUAGAUCAAAUUUCGUUUACUAAUCAAGUUAAAAAUAAACGAACAAUUUUACGAGAUGCGAUGCUAAUUACUCAAUAUUCAUUCGAUUAUAAUUCUUCAAUUGAUUUCGGAUCUAAUCAAAUUAAUGGUUCAACUUUGAACGUUUCCUAUAUUACAGACGGUCGAAGAUUUAGUUCUUUUAGGCGUAAACCUAAUAAACCCUUUUCUAUAUUCAUGUGGCUUCGACCAUCAUCAUCGAACAACACUGGAAUCAUAGUCUAUCUUGACACUCAAUCUGUUAGUAAUUGGUGUAUGCCAAUAUUAAGUUUUACAGUAUCAGUCGGCGUAUGGACACAUGUUGUUUAUGUUUAUUCUACUGCCCGUCGACUGCUUCUCUACGUCAAUGGUACAUAUACAUCACCAACAGUAAUUUUCUCAUACAAUACUCCAAAUAGUCCGAUUAACUUGUAUAUAGGCAAUUGGCCAUUAGGCAAUCAAUGUCAUUGCUCAAUGAGAUCGAUAGUUCCAAAGCAAUAUCAUGGCGCAAUAGAUGAGUUUCAAGUUUAUUCCCAACAAUUGUCAGUAAAUAACAUUGAAAAUAUGAGUGAUUUAUCCAAAACCUAA
This is a messenger RNA of Adineta ricciae, 993 nucleotides long. Lineage: Eukaryota; Metazoa; Rotifera; Eurotatoria; Adinetida; Adinetidae. The record is from the annotation of a GenBank genome assembly.